Molecule: messenger RNA, 3452 nt
Organism: Brachypodium distachyon (stiff brome)
Lineage: Eukaryota; Viridiplantae; Streptophyta; Magnoliopsida; Poales; Poaceae
Product: guanylate-binding protein 2
Exons: 14
Coding region: 60-3260 (1066 amino acids)
Molecular function (GO): GTP binding; GTPase activity
Source: RefSeq, a predicted model, not a curated record
AAAAGGAGUCGCGCGAGGCGAGAGAAAAAAGCCCCUGCCGUCGGCGGCCGAACCACGCGAUGCUCCAGAGGCUGGGCCUGCGCGGGAGCCCCAGCGCCCCCGCCGAGGAUGGCGCCUCCGUGUCCGCGCCCCCCGCCGUAGCGCCCUCCGGGAACGGCGGCGCUGGCCUGGGGCGGCCGCUGCGGCUGGCCUACUGCGACGAGAAGGGCAAGUUCGUGAUGGACCCGGAGGCGGUCGCGGCGCUGCAGCUCGUCAAGGGCCCCGUCGGGGUCGUCUCCGUCUGCGGCCGCGCGCGCCAGGGGAAGAGCUUCGUGCUCAACCAGCUUCUAGGCCGAAGCAGUGGUUUUCAAGUUGCAUCAACACAUCGACCUUGCACCAAGGGACUUUGGAUGUGGAGUGCACCUUUGAAGAGAACUGGUCUUGAUGGAACUGAAUACAAUCUUGUCUUGUUGGACACUGAAGGAAUUGAUGCUUACGACCAAACGGGCACCUAUAGUAUCCAGAUAUUUUCACUAGCUGUUCUAUUAUCAAGCAUGUUCAUAUACAACCAGAUGGGAGGGAUAGAUGAAGCCUCAAUCGAUCGUCUUUCACUGGUCACAGAAAUGACAAAGCAUAUACGCGUUAGGGCCUCAGGUGGAAGGUCCACUGCGUCUGAACUUGGUCACUUCUCACCAGUCUUUGUUUGGUUGUUGAGGGACUUCUACCUGGACCUGGCAGAAGACAACAGAAAAAUUACACCACGAGAUUAUCUUGAACUUGCGCUCAGGUCUGUUCAAGGUGGAGGAAGAGAUGUAUCAGCUAAGAACGCGAUACGGGAGUCAAUCCGUGCUCUUUUUCCAGACAGGGAAUGCUUUACACUUGUGCGACCGGUGAACAAUGAGAAAGAUCUCCAGCGCCUUGACCAACUUGAUCUGAAUACCUUUCGUCCAGAGUUCAAAUCUGGUUUGGAUGCUUUCACAAAAUUUGUGUUUGAUCGAACAAGACCCAAACAACUUGGAGCUAGUACCAUGACUGGCCCCAUCCUUGCUGGAUUGACACAAUCAUUUCUUGAUGCCAUUAAUACUGGUGCAGUCCCGACAAUAUCUUCCUCAUGGCAGAGUGUGGAGGAAACAGAAUGUCGUAGGGCAUAUGAUUCUGCUCUGGAUACUUACAGGUCUUCAUUCAACCAGAAAAAGUCAGUAGAAGAGGAUGCUUUGAGAGAAGCACAUGAAGCUGCAGUGAAUAAGGCUAUUAAUGUUUUUAAUGCCUCUGCUGUUGGUGCUGGUUCAGCUCGUUCGAAAUUUGAAAAGCUUCUACAAACUUCUCUGAGAAAGAUUUUUGAGGAUUACAAAAGGAAUACUUAUCUGGAGGCUGAUUUGCAAUGUACAAAUAGAAUACAGAACAUGGAGUCAAAAGUACGGGCAGCAUGUAGCCGUCCUGAUUCAAAAUUGGAUGAUGUAGUCAGGCUCCUUGAUGGCCUCGCCACGGAGUACGAGUCAACUUCUUAUGGGCCGAAGAAAUGGACAAAGCUAGCUACGUUUCUGCAGCAGUGUUUAGCGGGUCCCGUGCUGGAACUUUUCAGAAAACAGUUGGAGCAUAUAGAUGCUGAAAGGAAAUCCCUGAGAUUGAAAUGCAAUUCAAGCGACGAUAAGUUAGCAUUGCUUAGGAAGCAACUCGAGGCAAGUGAGGGGCACAGAGCAGAGUAUUUAAAGCGAUACGAGGAGUCUAUUAAUGAUAAGCAGAAAAUUUCAAAGGAUUACUCUGCUCGACUGGCUGAACUUCAGAACAAGGGUAGUAAGUUGGAAGAACGCUGUUUGAGCUUGUCUUCUGCUCUUGAACAUGCAAAACGAGAAUCUGUUGAUUGGAAGAGUAAAUACGAUAAUAGCAUUUUACAGCAGAAAGAAGAGGAAAGCAAGUUAAGAUCCCAAAUUGCUUCGUUGGAGUCUAGGGCGAAUAUCAGUGAGGGGAGAUUAUCUGCUGUGCGUGAGCAGGCUGAGUCUGCUCAAGAGGAAGCAUCCGAGUGGAAACGUAAAUGCGAAUAUGCUUCCAGUGAGGCCAAAACAGCUCUUCAGAGAGCUGCUGUAGCACAGGAACGCACAAAUAAGAAGGUGCAAGAAAGGGAAGAUGCUUUAAGGGCAGAACUUGCUAGCCAACUGUCUGAGAAGGAUGAAGAAAUAGCCAGACUCAGCACAAAAAUUAACCAAACUGAAGUCCAUGCUACAAGCCUGAUCUCAAGGCUUGAGGUUGCUGAAGCAAAGGUGAAGAAUUAUGAGUCAGAUUCGGUGACUCUGAAGGAACAGAUUAGAUUAUUGACUGAGAACUUGGAGUCUAUCAAAACUGAAGCUCAGUCACGUGAGAAGGAAGUGAAGAUUCUGGAACAAGAAAAAAACCAUCUUCAAGAAAAGUUUUUAUCAGAGUGCAAAAGGUUCGAUGAGACAGACAGGAGGUGCAAAGAAGCUGAAAGGGAGGCUAAACGUGCAGUAGAAUUAGCCGACUUAGCUCGUGUAGAAGCUGCUGCUGCCCAGAGAGAUAAGGGCGAAGCACAGCGACUAGCAAUGGAGAGACUUGCGUUAAUAGAAAGAAUGGAGAGACAGGUUGAGAGUCUAGAGAGGGAGAAGAAUAAGAUGGUGGAAGAAAUGGAGCGACUUCAUCAGUCUGAGUUGGAUGCAUUGUCCAAGGUCACGAUGCUUGAUGAAAGGGUUGAUGAGAGGGAAAAACAGAUCGGGGAGAUGUUAGAACAGAAUAAUCAGCAAAGAUCCAGCACAGUUCAAGUGCUUGAGCAUCUACUGGAAACGGAACGUGAAGCUUGCGCUGAAGCCAAUAAGAGGGCUGAGGCCCUGUCAUUGCAGCUGCAAGCAACUCAAGGCAAGCUUGAUAUGCUCCAGCAGGAGCUGACAUCAGUUCGGCUCAAUGAAACCGCACUUGACAGCAAGGUUAAGGCCUCAUAUUCACGGCGCUUAAGGGGUGAAGGUACCGAGUCUGUCCAUGAUAUGGAUAUCGACGAUGACAACAAUGGGAGGCGGAGAAAAAGAACAAAAAGCACUACAAGCCCGUUUAAGCAUCACACGGAGGAUGGCGGGUCUGUAUUUAUCGGAGAAGAUACUAACAACGGGAGCCAGCAGGUCGAGGAGACGGAGACUGAAGACUACACCAAGUUCACUGUGCUGAAACUGAAGCAGGAGCUCACGAAGCAUGGGUUUGGUGCCCAGCUGCUACAGUUGAAGAAUCCCAACAAGAAGGACAUCGUCGCCUUGUAUGAGAAGCAUGUUGUGGCCAACUAGCUGUGUCCUCCAUAGCAUUAUGUAAUAGUAUUAACUCUGCACACCAUAGAUUUUCCUGUAGCGUUCAACAUUGUGUUUGCAAGAUUCUGUGCCAUCUAAUUUGUGGCUGCCACGUACAAGAUGUGCCAUCUAAUUUGUAGUGUUCAACAUUGUGUUUGCCAAGACGAUCGAUGAGCAGCAUGACCGGACCCA